UCGGUGCUGUGAUCCCAAACUCUUACAAUCUCAGUGUGGAACCCAUCUCUCUCAUCUGGCAGACAAGGGCUCUCAGAGCAGGCAGGGUUUCAAGGGGAAAUGGCUGGUUUCCUCUCAGACCUGGUUCAAUACCGGAGGCUAUGGCUAAUGAUUGUGGUGCUGGGAAUUGGUGGAACCCACCUCUCUGGUUUUCAAAUGUCUGUGAUCAAUUACACUUCUCUGUACAUUCAGAAGUUUAUCAAUGAAACUUGGCUGGAGCGAUACGGUUCUGUGCUGCCUCAGGAGACCCUGAUGCUACUGUGGUCCCUCAUCGUGUCAGUGUACUGCAUGGGUGGGAUGAUAGGGUGUCUGUGUAGUGGGUACCUGGCUGCAAAAUUUGGAAAGAAGAAAUGCCUACUGCUCAACGACUUGCUGCUAAUUACAGCCACGCUGCUCACUGGCUUCAGUAGGAGAGCCAAGGCUUUCGAGAUGAUCCUGGCUGGCCGCUUCCUUGAGGGCAUCGGUGCUGGAAUACAUAUGAAUGCCCAUGUUCAGUACGCUGGAGAGAUCUCACCUAAGAAGCUACGUGGAUUUAUAAAUGUGACCUCCACAGUGUUUCUUGCACUAGGAAAAACUGUAGCGAGAAUUCUUGGAUUAAGAGAUCUUUUAGGAACUGAAGACAUGUGGAACGUGCUAUUGUCCUUCUCUGGGUUGGUGGCAUUGAUUCAACUGCUCUUUUUGCCAUUCUUUCCUGAGUCCCCGCCCUAUCUCUUGCUGCAGAAAGAAGACAAAGCUGGUUGCUUGAAAGCCAUGAAGCAGCUCUGGGGAGAAGACAAUUAUCACACAGAAUUUGAUGACUUGAUGAAGGAAAAGGCUAUAACAAAAGGAACCAAAAUCAUGAAUGUCCUGGAGGUGCUGCGAGAACGAUCCGUGUACCCACAGCUGUGCACCAUGCUCCUGCUGUUGCUGAGUCUGCAGCUCUGUGGCAUGAGUGCAAUCACCUUUUACACCUCAGAAAUUUUUCGGACAGCCAACCUGCAGGAAAGCAUAAUCCCAUAUGUAUCUCUAGGUGUUUCAAUCUCUGAACUCAUCUCUAUCAUAUUCUGUAGCUCCAUAAUCGAUCGGUUUGGACGCCGAACGCUCCUGUGUGGUGGUUAUUUGCUCAUGGCACUGAUCCUGGUGUUGCUUGAAACAAGCCUUCUGCUGAGUGAUCAGUUCCUCUGGUUGCGUUACUGCAGUGUUGUUCUCAUCUUUUUGUUCAUCAUUGCUUAUGGAAUAGGACCAGCUGGAGCUGUUGUGUCUGUCAUGAAUGAAAUCUUCACCCUCUCAGCAAGGGCCUCCGCUUUUGUAAUUGGUGGAAUCAUCAUUUGGCUAGGCCUCACCUUCACUGGAAUGAUUUUCCCCUUUGCUGUAAUGCUUCUUGGUCCUUUUUGCUUCCUCAUCUUUAUUGUUGUCCUGAUAAUUUCAGCGGUUGUUAUCUACCUGUUUCUCCCAGAAACAAAAGGGAAGUCGACCUCUGAAAUCACAGAAAAAUUCAAAACCUGCCAGUUUUUUAAGAGGAAACGUCAUCAGGCCGUGGAGAUGCAUGCUGCUGAAGAAAAGACAUUUUGCACCAAGCUCUGAUAAGCCACCACAAAUAAUUUCCACUGCUCAGGCAUAACACAUCAAUUGUAUUUCAAGUUUUUCUCCAUUGCUAUCAUUUUAAAGCAGCAAGAUUUGUGUCUAUGUUUCUUACUUUAUAAGCAAGUUCUGCUCAGGAUGAAGUAGCGUGAAGAUAGGAUUAAACAUAGCCAUAGUUCUUGCAAACAAUUUUCAUGUCAUUUCUUUAUGCUAUCACACUGUAAAGGACUUAGUAUUGCUUGUGAAUGCUGCCCAUGAACAAAUACCUGGUAGAAUACAAAUACCAGGUAGAAUAUAAAUACCAGGUAGAAUAUAAAUACCUGGUAGAAUACAAAUACCAGGUAGAAUAUAAAUACCUGGUAGAAUACAAAUACCAGGUAGAAUAUAAAUACCUGGUAGAAUACAAAUACCAGGUAGAAUAUAAAUACCUGGUAGAAUAUAAAUACCAGGUAGAAUAUAAAUACCUGGUAGAAUGCAAAUACCAGGUAGAGUAAGGCUCUGAUAGAGCACCGAUGUCUCCUGCAAGAAGCCAGGUUGCUUUGCUGGGCACCUCCUCUGCUUCAUGGCUUAAUGAACCUUUCUAGCUCAAGAAUUCAUCCUCCCACACCUCACCAAUGCAGAGUGCCAGACCACAGGUGGCCUGUUCUCCCAAAUGCUCAGUGUUGCUGCAUCUCUUGCAGUUACUGAUAAACCAGAGUAGAUUAUUAACCUGCCAGUAUUAAUGUUUGUGAGUUGUUUUAAUCCUAUCCCAAGGCCUUUCUCUUGUAACUCUGCAAGUGACAUCUCAAAUUAUUUUGACUGCUCACCCUACUUAUCUUGCCUUCAGGAAAGAAGAAAAUUGUGACUAUUUUAUUUAUAUUGUUGUUUCACACCUAGAGACUGGAGUGUAUCAUGUCACAGUAAACAAACAAACUGGAUUUCAUGAAUUUAAGCUUUGCUUUCAUUGCCAUUAUGUUCAAAAUGCUGUAAAAGGAGGAGCGAAAAAAAUAAAAUAAAGUUUUCUUUGAU
Messenger RNA from Pseudopodoces humilis (Tibetan ground-tit), 2607 nucleotides. Its product is annotated as solute carrier family 2, facilitated glucose transporter member 11-like. Gene Ontology annotation, cellular component: plasma membrane. Gene Ontology annotation, biological process: dehydroascorbic acid transport. Lineage: Eukaryota; Metazoa; Chordata; Aves; Passeriformes; Paridae. Gene Ontology annotation, molecular function: D-glucose transmembrane transporter activity. The record is from RefSeq and is a predicted model, not a curated record.